Molecule: messenger RNA, 2382 nt
Organism: Scylla paramamosain (green mud crab)
Lineage: Eukaryota; Metazoa; Arthropoda; Malacostraca; Decapoda; Portunidae
Exons: 5
Coding region: 181-774 (197 amino acids)
Source: RefSeq, a predicted model, not a curated record
AGGAGCCGAAAUGAGCAAUGAGAGCCGAGUGUACCCUGUGUUUACUCCGGCCAGCUGUGCCAUGCCGCUGUGUGCUCGCCCCGCGCCCCACUGUGCCUAGCUGUGGUGCUGUGGUGCUGUGGUGCAGGCUGACGUGCAGGAUCCUGGGUCUUCUCUCUCAGCACACAGGACGCAGCAGUGAUGGGGCGGCAGGUGUCAACAGCAGUGUCCGACCUUGCCUUGGCGGCGUCAGCAGUGUGGGGCUUUCGGUCGCUCAGCCUGCUGGUGGGCACUGACCGUCGGUUUGGCAAGUGGUGGUUCAUGCUCCAGACCUUGGCGGCAACUCUCGGCACCGUCAGAUUUGGCCAGCUGAUGCCGAGUUACCAGUCGUCAGUGGAGCGCUACCACAAGAACUUCUCGUGGCUGUGUCGGGCCAUCGGUGUGCCCUGCCUGGCUGCCGAGGUGUGCAUCAUGACGGGACACAACACCCCAGGACAGGGCUUCCUGGUGCUUGCCAUGGCUUGCUUCGUUGCCUCGUCCAUCAAGAGUCGCCACAAGGAUAAGAUGGUGGAGCUGGUGAAUGCACUGUCAGUCCUCACCAUCAUGGGGCUGGCUGUGGCAGGAGGACGCAUCAUGUUCGCCUGGGCCGGGGCACUGUUCGUCACCUCGGCUCUGAUAGGGGCCGAGGGGGAGGUGUUUGGGGUGCAACGAGUGGACGUCUUCCACUACCUGCUGGUGGGGGUCAACUACUGCCUGGUGGAGGGCUUCAAGGGGCCCUCAGUGGCAGCAUCUUAAAGGAGGAGGCUGUUCCUGGUGCAGGUCCCCCUACACCUGCUGCCUGCUGUUUUAUAUGCUUGUGUGUGUGUAUGUAUGUGUGCGUGUGUGUGUGUGUGUGAGAGAGAGUGAGUGUGUUCUUACCUUUUUACAGGAUUGAGUCAAGCUCGUAAUGUCCCGUCUUUUAAAGUUGAUUUGUCGUUUGUAUCUUUCACGUUGUGAAUGUUCCUUGUACGCACAGCUUGGUCAGUCGCUGCAUUCCAUUGGCUGAUUGUUCUGUCAGGAAAACUGUAUUUCCUGACAUCUUCCUUUGCUCUUUUUGUACAGUAUCUUACUGUGUCCCCUAAGUGUUGAUUGCUGUGUGUGUGUGUGUGUGUGUGUGUGUGUGUGUGUGUGUGUGUGAGACAUCUUCAGAACAGCAUAUAUAUAUAUAUAUAUAUAUAUAUAUAUAUAUAUAUAUAUAUAUAUAUAUAUAUAUAUAUAUAUAUAUAUAUAUAUAUAAUACAGUUCAUUGGAUACCAUUUACAAGUAUGAACUAUUUAGAUACACAAAAUAUCCACAUCAAGCUGUACGAAAGUACGGUAAGAUUUGGUAGAGUACUUAAAUAGCCCUUAUGAAAUCAUUUUUUACUGCAGUACUCAUGAUAGUCAGUUUUGUUUGCACAUAUAUAAAAAAAGAUAAAUAGAUAGAAAUUAGUGUACCAAGAGAAAAUGGUAAAUGUAAAAGAGGCACUGGGUCCGGGCAAGAAAACUGCUUGAAGAUGGCCCACUAGAGAGUGCCAGUUCUCAGAGAGAGAUCACAAAGAAUCACCCAAGAAUAGAGGAUAAGUAUCUAUAGAUAUUUAAAGUAUAAGUAGAAUAUAGAACAUCCACUCUCAGUAUUUGUGUCUGUCAGCAGGAAGUGGCUAAACAGCGCACAGUAUUGGGAAAAAAUCUAACGCACUCCAAAACCACAGUGAUCAUUAUGAGUGGUAAGAGACUCUGGUUGCAAGCCACUCCCUCUUGCUGGAUCAGCUCACUGUUUUGGAAUCUGCAGCCUUUUCCAGUGCCCGUCAUGCACUCUGGUUAGUUGAGUCUUUUGUUAUGGAUGAUCAUGCUGGAGUGCUAUUCUCUGCCAUGUCGGUUAUCGUCACUGAUGCCAGCAUGUUUAGGUGACUUGUUAGGUUAUGCAGAGCUAUGAUGGACACAAGGCUGCAGCUCCUUCAAUACUAGUCCUGGUGUGCUACUGUGUAUGCUGAAGAUGGUGCUGCUUGGUGAAAAGAGAGAGAGAGAGAGAGAGAGAGAGAGAGAGAGAGAGAGAGAGAGAGAGAGUGUGUGUGGGGCAAAUAAUUAUUACACAGGCAAAGAGUUUAGUCUGUGAUAGUGCCAAAGGUGGGUCUUUAGGGGUGCUCUCUCUCUCUUUCUCCCCCCCCAGCCAGUUUGCAUUCCCUGUUUUACCGUCACAGUUGCCUCACUUGCCCACCACUGUAUUCUCAUUGUAAUAGUAAGGUUGUGUUAACGAGUCUCUAACAGCGGGUUGUUGUUGAUGGAUUUCAUUAAUUAGUUAAAUGUUUGGAGGUUUUGUAAUACAUUAAUCUUGCUUAUAUAGAUUAUCUUAAUUGUGUCAAGUUUUAUUAAAUUAUGAAAUUAA